Molecule: messenger RNA, 1045 nt
Organism: Macadamia integrifolia
Lineage: Eukaryota; Viridiplantae; Streptophyta; Magnoliopsida; Proteales; Proteaceae
Product: expansin-like B1
Exons: 5
Coding region: 61-816 (251 amino acids)
Cellular component (GO): extracellular region
Source: RefSeq, a predicted model, not a curated record
UCCUAUCUCAUAUUUGGUCAUCCCCUCUUAAUUUUUAGAGUAACUCUGGCUCCUUCAAACAUGGGUUUGCCUCUUGGCUUCUCAUCUUUUUUUCUCUCUCUCUUGUUGCUCUUCCCUGCAUUAUGUACUUCCCAGGACACCUUUGUAUACUCAAGGGCAACCUACUUUGGCAGCCCUGAUUGCCUAGGGAACCCAAAAGGAGCAUGUGGGUAUGGUGACUAUGGACGAACAGUCAAUGAUGGAAACGUGGGAGCCACCUCUAAGCUCUGGAAGAGUGGUGCUGGCUGUGGUGCAUGCUACCAGGUUAGGUGCAAGAUCCCACAAAAGUGCACCGACGAAGGGGUGAACAUCGUUGUCACUGACCACGGCGCAAGUGACAAUGCCGACUUCAUCCUCAGCCCUCGCGCCUUCACAAAGAUGGCUCGUCCAAACGUGGCCUUAGAUUUAUUAGCCUAUGGUGAAGUUGACAUUGAAUAUAAAAGGAUCCCAUGCCAGUACCCAGGGUACAACCUUAUGGUUAAGGUCCAUGAACAUAGCAAGUUUCCUGAAUACUUGGCCAUAGUUUUCAUAUACCAAGCUGGCCUAUAUGAUAUUGUUGCUGUUGAGAUAUGGCAGGAGGAUUGCCAGGAGUGGAGGCCAAUGAGGAGGGCAUUUGGCACAGUAUGGGACACACCAAACCCGCCGAGAGGUAUGCUUACCGUGCGGAGCCAACUGACCGGAGGCGCCGAUGGUCCAAAAUGGUUGCAGACGAAUAAUGUGGUUCCUAGUGAAUGGAAGGCUGGGGUUGCUUAUGACACUUCAGUUCAGCUUACUUAAAAACUACUUUGGGUUACCUACCUACUUCACAGUUGGUGGGAGAAUGUUUAGUUCUACUAGUACUGCUUAUUUUGUUUCUUAUAACUAAAUAAGACAAUAGUAUUUAUUUGUAGCAAGUCACUAUCAGCAAAGUGCUCUCACUUUGCUUAGUAAAAAGGGUUUUUGUUUAUGUACUUAAUUUGCUUAGUGAUGGCGUAAUGAUAAAGUUUUUGCUUCCUUUUUCUUUGUA